AUGGCGAUACUUCCUCUUCAACGGCCCGUGGGUACAGGCAUAGCCGAAUAUCUUCUCCAACUCGCGCUGGUCCUAAGCAUGCUGCCGGCUGCUUUUGCGGCUGAAGGACCGUCGGCGCUGAGAUCGGCUGAUAGCCAAGGGGGAGAAUCUCAACAGGGAGAGCCACGUCCUAGGGUGCCGCACAGCAACACUUUCCAGGUGGUAGAAGACAUAGAAGGCAUGGAUGGGGAACUCAGUGCAGAGUGGCUGAGCAUGCAUGCCCACCUGCCUUUGCUUAAACUGGCACUGCCAGCCACCUAUAUGAGUACAUUGACAGACGUCAACGCUCAACGAUAUGCAGGCAAAGUUGAAGCGCAAGACUUGGGCGUCGUGGAUCAGCUAAUAGACGGGGUACGCCUUCUUGACGUCCGGCUGUGGAGGGAUGAAAAGACGGCAGAUCCUACGGCAGCCUGGUUUACAGAGGUGCCUUGGAGACUUUUCGAAGAUGGCGAACUGCUUAAAAAUGCAGCGAAUGGUAACUCAGCGGCAUCUUUCACUUCUGCAGAAUGGGAAGCUCUUGAAGUUCACAGCCGAACUGAUCUAGUGGAGGGUCUGUUCAAGCCAGUCUUGCAGUUCUUACGAAAGUCUCCCUCUGAGGUAGUAGUGGUGGUGUUCUCGGCAGUAAAUGGAAACACACACACUCAUCGCAAUAUGAUCGCGAAGGGCUCAGAGCUCGCCGAGUCGCUCGCGCAUGCCGAUGAGCAGCUGAAAGCAUUUUUGCAGAGCGGGCAGCCCUACAGUGAUAAUGAGCAUCAGGGAAGAUCUCCUGCUCCUGCUGAGGCAUCUAAUGUGGUUCGAGUUGGGCCACACUCAGCUUACCAAAGCCCUUGGCUUGACAGCUUUGUAAAGAAGGGCGUGUCGUUCAACCACUUUGCGGAAAUUACUCAACUUGUCGAUUUACAUUGGGGCCCAUUGUUGCUUCACCACUCGGAUGUUUUUGUUGACGCAAACAACCAAAACCAGAACAUGAGGGACAGCGUCACAGAUGCUGAAUCCUUCAGGGAGUGGCAGCGCAACCAAGGCGCGGCGCUCCUUGGAAAGCCUAUAUCGGAGCUACUUGACGCUAAAGUGCGACUUAUUUUGCUCGUUGAUGAUCCAUUGCUGGCGUGGUUCAUUACUACCAGGUCGCGCUCACAAGUAUUAGCAUUAGUCAAGGCGGAUCACCUGUAUGACGUCUCAUACAUGUCGGAGUCGCAUUUUGCUCCGUGUGCCUCCCCACACACUGCGCGAACCGGUGUUCCUUUGAGGAGUCGUGAGAGUAGCUGGCCAGCAUGCCGUAGUUGGUGCGCGAGGGUUGGUCCUAAGGAGUGUACUUCUUGGUCGUGGAAGCCGACCGAUACGGAACAGAGAGGGCAGCCUGUGAAGAGUCGUCGCGAAGGUGAUCUCAGCACCAUUUGGGAGGAGAGAGCCGACGAAGAACUGGGGAAAUGCGAGCUUUUCACCAGGGCACCUGUUGAACUGUCAUUUGAAGCAAUCACUCAAGGAGUGGAUUGCCCGAAUGACGAUCUAAUGACGUCGGAUCUCCCAUGGGACCAAAUGGCCGUCAUGGGGGAUUUGCUGCUUUCCGUUUUGCCUGUGGUAAAGAUCUCGGCGAACUCUCGCCGCCGCAACAUUCGAGGAGUGGGGACUGUGAGUUUUGGAUUUGAUUCACGAGUGUCCAUGCUGACUACGGGGUCGGCAAGCGGCCACGAAGAAAAGUAUGACAUUUCGCAGAAGCUAAUUCGCGUCCUGUUCGCCCCGCCAACACCCCAGGUUCGCAUAGAGGCGUUGCAAAGGGCUGCCUACAGCAACAGGGGCGAUGCUGUGAGGAAAUUCAAUGCUUCUCUCGCGGACUUCGUGCUAGCGCUGCUAUUGAGGUAUCACAUUCUGGAAAGGAACCAUGUCCCGAGUAGGCCUGUUAAUGCCAUUCAGUUAGCUAAAUACCGCCGGAUAAGAAGUCGCCUGGAGCCAUUCGCGUCUGCGAGUUUCUUCCAGCACAUGACAAUCCUAAACCCUUCAGCAGCCAUCAAUCCCCACCUCUUGGCAUUUCCGGUAAGCCGUUCACAGCCUUUGCCUGUCAUCAGUACAGCUUUAUCCUUGCUUCUGUGCGCAAAUGGACAGUGGGUAGUGGCUAGUGCUGCAGUAUUUGGAUGUGCUCGGACCUGCCGCAGGAGGAUACCUAUGGAGUUGCGUUGA
This is a messenger RNA of Eimeria acervulina, 2214 nucleotides long. RefSeq lists its product as hypothetical. The record is from RefSeq and is a predicted model, not a curated record. Gene Ontology annotation, molecular function: phosphoric diester hydrolase activity. NCBI's taxonomy places the organism in Eukaryota, Apicomplexa, Conoidasida, Eucoccidiorida, Eimeriidae. Bases 1 to 2214 code for a protein of 737 amino acids. The transcript is spliced from 3 exons. Gene Ontology annotation, biological process: lipid metabolic process.